AUGGGCAAUUGUGGCUCAAGUCCCGCGGUCGAGGACAGCGGCGCGUGUGACUCGGCCGAGCGCGACGCGGCGGCGCUGAAGCCCGCGCUCAAAAAGGGCGCCCCCUGUGUCACGUCCGCGGAGGCGCGGCGGUCGCCCCCAUCCGCCAUGAGCAGCGUCGGCGGCCGCUCGCUGGAGGCCCUGCAGCAGGAGCUGGCCCUCAUCAGCAGCCACGCGCUGCUGGCGCUGCCAGAUGCGGCAGAGGUGGUGGCACAGCACGUCAAGGCGGACGCGGUCGGGAUAUUCGCAUUCGCUGACGACGAGCCUAGCUGCGCCGCGCUGCUGGCUGCCGCCGGCAGCGGGGCAGCCGCGCUGGAGCGCAACACGGUCGUGCGGGGCGCCGGCUGGAGCACCGUGCGGCUGGCCGACUCGGGGGCUGGGCGCCUCGCGAUCUCUGACAGCUCGGCCUGUGAGGACAGCCUGCCUCUGGACAUUGCCCUGCUGCACGCUGAGGCAGGCCUUAGAAGCUACCUGGCAGCCGCGAUCGGCCCCAAGGACCACCCCCUGGGGGUCCUGCUCCUGGCCAGGGAGCGGCCCGGUGCCUUUGAUGACCGCAGCUCCCACCUCUGGCUGAGCGCCGCCGCCACGGGGCUGCUGCAGCACGUGCGGCCGGCGCAGGUGGCGCAGGCGGUGCGCAUGAUGCGUGCCAUCGACGACGCGGGCGACCCCGUGUCGGCCAUCAGCGCCGUGCUCCAGAGUGCUGGCCGCUUCAUGUGGCGCGCCACCAACAUCUGCAUGGGCGUGCGCCUCGCCCUCGUGGAGGACGACGGCGCAAACGCCCUCGUUUUUGAGUCUGAGCGCGCCACUGCCUGCAAGGGCGACCCCAACGUGUCGACGGGCAGGAGCGUCGUGCUGUCGUCGAACCCCUCUGCUGACGUCAACGUCAGGGAGCUGAAGCUGGAGAGGACGUUGCUUGCCAGCGCGGUGCUGCAGCGCAAGGCCCGCUUCAUCAAAGACUGCGCCUCGUACAUGCAAAAUUGCCCCAGCCCCGCGCGGGACGUGUUCACGCACGCGUCGCAGGCGGUGUCGUCGCUGGUGGUGGUGCCGCUGAUCAUGGGCGAGGAGUCCCUGGGGGCGCUCUACUUCACGCAGGAGACGCCCUGCGACUUUUCAAACAUCCAGGACGCCCUGCUGGGUUUUGUGCACUCCAUGACCCUCACACUUUGGAACAAGCUGUCUGGGGAGAUGGACAUGCUCAAGUUAAUGGUUGAGGAGGUGGAGCGCAACAGCAUCUUGGAUCUCUCCAGCGUCUGCGGCUCAAUCAAGUCACCCCGCGGCUCCAACCGACCCCCCGGCCGCGCGGCCAGCCGGACGUCAUCCGAGUUUGGGGCCGACGCUGCCGGCGGCACGGGCGGCGGCGCCCUGCCGCCGCACAUGGGAACCGCCGGCACCGACGACUCGUCGGACUCGCACGAGCCAAGGGACGUGCCCGCGGGCCCGGUCUCAGCACGCCUGUCCAAGGUCAGCAGUAGCCGGCUGUGCACCGAGGCAAUGCUCAAGGUGCUUCAGCAGGAGAUCCGGAAGAACAGGAGGCGCAGCAGCCUGCUCAGCUUCCAGUCGGAUCUCGUGAUCCACGAGCCACUGGGACGCGGCGGGUUUGGGCAUGUGUACCGCGGCACGUGGCACACGACACCAGCGGCGGUCAAGGUCAUGAAUGCGCGCGCAAGCGACAUGGAGGCGGUAUCAGAUGCAAUGGAGAUGGCGGUGCUGUCCAGCGUGCAGCACCCCAACAUUGUGCAGGUCUACUGCUGCCUGACUGAUAUGAUAGAGGUCAAAGGAGAUGAAGGCGGUUCCCCGCGCACCCGCGCUGCCGACGCCAGCGUGACGAGCGGCGGCAGCGGCCCAGAUGCGCACCUGAGCGACUCCGCGCGCAGCGCGGUGCUGGGCGGCGCGGCGCCGCCGCGCUACAGGCGGGCGCUGCCUGGGGAAGAGCUGGGGGAGGACGCUCGGACGUACAACAUCGUAGUCAUGGAGUACUGUGACAGGGGGACGCUCAAGGCGGCGGUGCAGGCCGGCGUGUUCCACCAGCCCCUGGAGGGCGGCGCCAUCGGCGUGGACCUGGCCGCCGUCGUCAGCGUCCUCCUGGACGUGGCGCACAGCCUGCAGUACAUCCACCGCAUGCACCUGCUGCACUCUGACGUCAAGCUUGACAACGUGCUGCUCAAGAGCGACCCCUCGCGCCCCUCGGGGGUCACGCCCAAGCUUGCGGACUUCGGCCUGGCCAAGAUCUUGAAGGAGGACGAGCAUGUGAUCAACCACAGCGGAGCUGGGACCGUGACUCACCUGGCCCCGGAGAUGUUCCGUGCUGGCAGCCACAUCACCACAGCCGUUGACGUCUACGCAUUUGGCAUCAUGAUGUGGGAGUUCUACACGCAGAAGAAGCCCUACGCAAAUCUCGCGCGCGACGCCAUCAUCGCCCGCGUGCUCAAAGGGGCGCGCCCCAGCUUCCCCUCGGGUCCGCCGCAGCCCUACGUUCAGCUGGCGUCCGCGUGUUGGGCCACCGACCCCGCCAUGCGCCCCGCCGUUGCUGACAUUAUCACGAGCCUGCAGCGCAUGGCUGCUGACAUGGCGCAUUAG
This is a messenger RNA of Monoraphidium neglectum, 2616 nucleotides long. RefSeq names its product putative serine/threonine-protein kinase pats1. The transcript is spliced from 18 exons. Lineage: Eukaryota; Viridiplantae; Chlorophyta; Chlorophyceae; Sphaeropleales; Selenastraceae. Gene Ontology annotation, molecular function: ATP binding; protein kinase activity. The record is from RefSeq and is a predicted model, not a curated record. Bases 1 to 2616 code for a protein of 871 amino acids. Gene Ontology annotation, biological process: protein phosphorylation.